GGUACUUAAGUUGGUGGCCAAGCAGAAGUGCAGCGCAGAAGAGCGGUGUUUGCUUCAUUCCGUGCUUUGCUAAGCAGUGCUAUUAUUAUCGCUCCAUUGUAUCGGCGAAAAGCGUGAUCAUUAUUCGUGGUGAACCUGAACGUUGAGCCGAACGAGCCAGCUCGUCAUCAGACGAUGGAUACUUUAAACCACGAUGAAGAAUCCUUCAUUAUACUCGGUACCUCGCCAACCCCAUCGAUGGACCCCGUCCCCGUGUCCCUAGUCUCAGCAUCGUGCGGUUCUGGACCUGUUUCGGUUGCAGCUCAGGAGAAGGGAAAGGCGCCCAGGGAAGGGUUGUCAAAGCUUGAAAUUUCCACUCAGCUUGAUUCAACCACAUUCAGCUUAGUUCCGAACGGUGCACCCCCAUCGAGUAUGUUUCUCGAACAAUCGCAGCCCCUGACAUCAGAUAGUGAAUCAUUAAAACUGCCGCUUGCGUCAACCACCAUGAAUGAGUCAUCACUUCCGACCCACCAACAGCCAAAGUUGCGAUCGAUCAAAAAUAAGGAAAACCAUGCACCGGCCGAAGGUUCGUUGGUGUUUGAACUGGGUGAACAGCAGCAAACCGCCUCGUUCGUACUCGGGGAAACGCGCUCAUUGUUGCUGCAGUUUCCCAGCCUGGCUCAAGCGUCCAUGACGCAGGAUGAAUUACGACUACUACAAAAACUGUCCACCGAGCACAGCCAGUUGAAGGAAAGUCUGCAGCGAGCUAAUAUUGCGAUGCGGAAGAAUUUUGUCUCUAUCCAGCAACUGCAAGAAGAAACGAAAAUACGACGAGGCGAGCAAGACAACCUUGUUGAGCAGCAGCAACAUAAAAUCGAUCAACUCGGUGCAGAAGUUGAAAGAUUGACUACCGAGCUCGGUACUGGUAAAGCGCUCAUGGACGAACACGAAGUAAUGAUGGAAAACGAACGUCGAGAGUGGCGAGCCGAGUUGGAUGAAAUAGGCCGCGUUCGUAAGGUGGAGCAAAGCGAAGCACAGCAGGAAGUGGAUGAGUUGAGAAAGCUUGCGUCCGAACGUCAGGCUAUCAUCCAAAAUUUGGCGAAAAAAAUCGAAGACUUGGAGCUACAAAUCAAAGGGUUCGUCGUGGUGACCAACAAUAGUCCGGAGCGACGAGAUGUUGAUGGCAACUUUAUCGCGAUAGAAACUCAUCGGGAGCAUAUUAAAAAGUGGGAGCGCGCAAUGUCUGUCGAAGUGGCAAAAAAUCUUGAAUUUGAAGAUAUGCGUAAAUUAUAUGUCGAUGAAAUUAACUGUCUCAAGGCAAACGUGCAAGCGGCAGAGAAGGUGUACGAAGCAUCUCGUGUUGAAGCACAGCAAUUCUUCGAUGACCUGAAACAGCGUGACUUUACGAUCCAGGAGCUGCGUGCGGAUAUUCGAACGGCCACCGAGCAGAUAGGCGUCCUGAAGGCACAGUCUGACAUUUUUCUGAAAGAUUUCGAAGCUGAACGUGUGGCCCGCCAAGAGCUGGCCAGUGAGAAAAGUCGCAUUCUGGGGGAAUUUGAAGUGCUUCAACGUCGAAACAGGGAACUGUUGGAGCAGAUUGCACAAUCGUACGUCUUUGUACAGUAUGAUAUGGAGAGGGAACGUGACGAUUUUAAACGGUUAUAUUAUUAUAGGCAAAACGAACAACAGCACUCCGCCCAAAGAGCGGCCAAGAUGGUACAGGAAGCUACGGCGAAGAACGCCCCUGCUGCGGAAGAAGAGGAGGAAAAGCGCACGUUUCUGCGAUGUCCACUGUGUCUAAAGGGCUUCAAGGACUUCGGCACGUUGCAAAAUCACGCUUCGGACUGUAUGGGAAGCGAAUAGGUGACGGUUUUGCUGUAGAGAGAGAAUGUUUGUUGAUUUAUUUCUUUAUUAGCGCAAACGUAUUCGCUGAGAAUGAAAAAUAUUAACUUCGCACGAUUUCGAUUAUACCCCGCUUCUCUAUAGUCGGAUCUAGAAGUUUGUGUACAAAAUCCAAGGAACUGACGGUGUGUGUGCUGAUGCGUCAGGUGACUAAUGGUACUAAUGAAAACGUUUAUGCAUGCGGCGUGAAGAAUAUAUCGGAACGAAACAAAUAUAUCGGAGCGAAACAAUUUUAGCUGCAAUCGUAAACGUAAUCUACGAUCUUUUGUCAAUCUUUGGUAUACUCACUUGCUAUGUUUUGUAUCGGUUAGCUUUUUAAAAAAGGCUAAAACAUUGAAACGUAAGCAAAGCGCUGCUACACAUCAAACAUCAUCAUUUUAACUGAACAUCUUUCUAUGGGGAAAUGUCCAUCAAAUCGCCGUCAAGCUCCAUGGAUCGGCUGCGGCAAUAGUGGCGAAGGGGUUUUCUCUCACACUCAGCCGAGAUUUGGGGCAAUUCGCUGUCGAUCUGAAAAUGGCAAGAAAAUGUGAAAUACGUCAUCAUGGUCAAGGAGGAAAGGUCAAGCAUUGAUAAGCAACUGGAAAAAAAUUUCCACUAACGCAACAAAGGAAAUUUUUGAGCGGCUUGGUACCCAUCGGAUCAGUAUACAAUUUCUUGAACAGCAACCUGAUUGUGUGUAUGAACAGAUGUUUAUUGUUGCGCUUGCACAAAAGCACGACCUCGCGAAGUGCAUAAACAAAGCAUCAAUCGUACAGCCCGGUUGAAGCAAUAGAGAUGAGUUUCGGGUUAUUCAGAGGAUUCUCUCGAAAAUUAAUUGCCAUUUUCGAUGUCCUGUAGUGUUUUCGUUGUCUGAAGAGCACGUUUGCGUAAACGAGCACAUUUGGCGCACUUCUUGUCCUUCCACAGGUAGCAAUCCCUGUGACUAACCGUAUUGCAGCUCGCGCAGGUCACCGCGCAAACAUCGAAGGGAAAUAGCAAAGCAUCGUUGUUGCACAGUUCACAUAUGUACGCUUUUC
Molecule: messenger RNA, 2897 nt
Organism: Anopheles bellator
Lineage: Eukaryota; Metazoa; Arthropoda; Insecta; Diptera; Culicidae
Gene: key
Product: NF-kappa-B essential modulator
Exons: 2
Coding region: 175-1842 (555 amino acids)
Biological process (GO): regulation of canonical NF-kappaB signal transduction
Cellular component (GO): cytoplasm; nucleus
Molecular function (GO): K63-linked polyubiquitin modification-dependent protein binding
Source: RefSeq, a predicted model, not a curated record